UCCCCUUGGCCAGCCCGCCCCAGGCCCCGGGUGCCCGCUCCCGCCCCGCGGCCCGCUCUCCCUGCCCACCCCGGCUCGGCUCCCGUCGCCCGCGCAGCCCGCCGCAGCCGCGGGCAGACCCAACGCUCCAGCUCGGCUCAGCUCCGCUCCGGUGCGCGCCGCGGCCAUGCAGCGCCGGGGCGCCCUGUUCGGCAUGCCGGGCGGCAGCAGCAGCAGGAAGAUGGCUGCAGGAGACAUCGGCGAGCUGCUGGUGCCCCACAUGCCCACGAUCCGCGUGCCCAGGUCCGGGGACCGGGUCUACAAAAACGAGUGCGCAUUCUCCUACGACUCUCCCAAUUCUGAAGGUGGGCUCUAUGUAUGCAUGAAUACAUUUUUGGCCUUUGGAAGGGAACACGUGGAAAGACAUUUUCGAAAAACUGGACAGAGUGUCUACAUGCACCUGAAGAGACAUGUGCGUGAGAAGGUAAGAGGGGCAUCUGGUGGAGCUUUGCCCAAAAGGAGGAAUUCGAAGAUUUUUUUAGAUCUAGAUACUGAUGACGAUUUAAAUAGCGACGAUUAUGAAUAUGAAGAUGAAGCCAAACUUGUUAUAUUCCCAGACCACUAUGAAAUAGCACUACCAAAUAUUGAGGAGUUACCAGCCCUGGUAACAAUUGCCUGUGAUGCAGUUCUCAGUUCAAAAUCUCCAUACAGAAAGCAGGACCCAGACACGUGGGAAAAUGAAUUGCCAGUAUCCAAAUAUGCCAAUAACCUCACCCAGUUGGACAAUGGAGUCAGGAUUCCUCCAAGUGGUUGGAAGUGUGCCAGGUGUGACCUGCGGGAAAACCUCUGGUUGAAUCUGACUGACGGCUCCGUGCUGUGUGGGAAGUGGUUCUUUGACAGCUCUGGAGGCAACGGGCAUGCACUGGAGCAUUACAGAGACCUGGGCUACCCUCUAGCUGUGAAGCUGGGAACCAUCACUCCUGACGGGGCAGAUGUUUAUUCUUUCCAAGAAGAGGAAGCUGUUUUGGAUCCUCAUUUGGCCAAGCACUUAGCGCAUUUUGGAAUUGAUAUGCUUCAUAUGCAUGGGACAGAGAACGGGCUCCAGGACAAUGACAUCAAGCCUCGGGUCAGCGAGUGGGAGGUGAUCCAGGAGACUGGGACGAAGCUGAAGCCCAUGUAUGGCCCCGGGUACACAGGCCUCAAGAACCUGGGCAACAGCUGCUACCUCAGCUCUGUCAUGCAGGCCAUCUUCAGCAUCCCGGAGUUCCAGAGAGCGUAUGUUGGAAAUCUGCCAAGAAUAUUUGACUACUCUCCUUUAGAUCCAACACAAGAUUUCAACACACAGAUGACUAAGUUAGGACAUGGCCUUCUCUCAGGCCAGUAUUCAAAACCUCCAGUGAAAUCUGAACUCAUCGAACAGGUGAUGAAGGAGGAACACAAGCCUCAACAGAAUGGGAUCUCUCCACGAAUGUUUAAGGCCUUUGUGAGCAAGAGCCACCCAGAAUUCUCUUCCAACAGACAGCAGGAUGCCCAAGAAUUUUUCUUACACCUGGUGAAUCUAGUAGAGAGGAACCGCAUUGGCUCAGAAAACCCAAGUGACGUUUUUCGGUUUUUGGUGGAAGAACGCAUUCAGUGCUGUCAGACCCGGAAAGUCCGCUACAUGGAGAGGGUGGAUUACCUGAUGCAGUUACCCGUGGCCAUGGAGGCGGCGACCAACAAGGAUGAGUUGAUCGCCUAUGAACUAACGAGAAGGGAAGCAGAAGCAAAUAGAAGACCCCUUCCUGAGUUGGUGCGUGCCAAGAUACCAUUUAGUGCCUGCCUUCAGGCCUUUUCUGAACCAGAAAACGUUGAUGAUUUCUGGAGCAGUGCCCUACAAGCAAAGUCUGCGGGUGUGAAAACAUCUCGCUUUGCCUCAUUCCCUGAAUACUUGGUAGUGCAGAUAAAGAAGUUCACUUUUGGUCUUGACUGGGUUCCCAAAAAAUUUGAUGUUUCUAUUGAUAUGCCAGACCUACUUGAUAUCAACCAUCUCCGAGCCAGGGGGUUACAGCCAGGAGAAGAGGAACUUCCAGACAUCAGUCCCCCCAUAGUUAUUCCUGAUGACUCAAAAGAUCGUCUGAUGAACCAAUUGAUAGACCCCUCAGAAAUUGAUGAGUCAUCGGUGAUGCAGCUGGCUGAGAUGGGCUUUCCCCUGGAAGCGUGUCGGAAGGCUGUGUAUUUUACUGGAAACAUGGGAGCUGAGGUGGCCUUCAACUGGAUCAUUGUUCACAUGGAAGAGCCAGAUUUUGCUGAACCGCUGACCAUGCCUGGUUAUGGAGGAGCAGCUUCUGCUGGAGCCUCUGUUUUUGGUGCUACUGGAUUGGACAACCAACCUCCGGAGGAAAUUGUAGCUAUCAUUACUUCCAUGGGUUUCCAUCGAAAUCAGGCUGUUCAGGCACUUCGCGCCACGAAUAGUAACCUGGAAAGAGCACUGGAUUGGAUCUUUAGCCACCCUGAGUUUGAGGAGGACAGCGACUUUGUGAUCGAGAUGGAGAAUAAUGCCAAUGCGAACAUUAUUUCGGAGGCCAAGCCUGAAGGACCCAGAGUCAAGGAUGGAUCUGGAACAUAUGAAUUGUUUGCGUUCAUCAGUCACAUGGGAACAUCUACAAUGAGUGGCCAUUAUGUUUGCCACAUAAAAAAGGAAGGAAGGUGGGUAAUCUACAAUGACCACAAAGUUUGUGCCUCAGAAAGGCCCCCUAAAGACCUGGGCUACAUGUACUUUUACCGCAGGAUACCAAGCUAAACCUGGACGUACAGAUUGGCGAGAAGAAGCCAUACGCCUUUUUAAUUUACCAAAAAAAAAAAAAAAAAGUAAGAAGCUGGGACAGCCAGACGUGAAGGAAUACAUGGAGUAUUUAUAGUUUAUUUAAAGAACAUCAUUUGAUGCCUUCUGAAAUAGAACUGGGAGGAAAUUUCUAUUAGUGAUGAUACACUCCUGUAGAUAGUUUUUCUUUUUAUAAAUGUUUAAGAAGAGGGUGAUUGAAAAAAAAAAUAUUCAUGUUGCUGGUGAGGGGUCUGCCACUGGCACAUCAAAACAGGAAGUGCCACCAGCCCUCGAUUUUGCUUUGGGGGUCAGUGGUAGUGGCCUCCAGAGAAACCACGUAAUGGGGCCAGUUGUGUAGCCUCAGCCGAGAUAGACCCAAAAAGCCCACUUUUGUUUCAUAUCGAAAAUCAGCAACUGGGCUGGGCUUUUAUUUGUGACAUAUUUUUUUUUCAUUACACACAGUAAUUUCUGACCUCUCCAUGAAUAGUAGGUUAGAACAUCUGCGAUGAAAGAUAUUUUUAAUUUAAUCAUAUCAAAAUUCAUAUGAUUGUGUGAAUGUGUGUGAGAAUGAGACCGAGAGUGUGAGACCUUUAUAGUCAAUGAGAAAACCUGUGACCGGUUGGUUUUUAAGGGUUAAAAUAGUUGAUAUUAAGCAUAGCCGGAAAAGGCAAGUAAAUAUUUUAAAGAAACUAUAACUCAGGAACAGUUUAAAGAAUUAGUUCCCCACUUAGUUUUUCAGGCGUAAAAAGGGCUGUGGUCCCUUUGAGUGCUGUUAAGACUACACAUGGGUUUGUGACAUUUGGCGGUUUGAAGGCAGAUGCCCACAGCAGCACCGUAUUGUUCUUUGCCAAAGGUAGAUGAAUUCUGUUUCUCAGCAGCUCCCCCCGCCCCCCGACAAGGCGUAGUCCUGUGUGUUGUUAGAAAAAUUACUGAUCUCUUCUCUCCAUAACACAUGACAACUCCCUGGAAUCAUGUUAAGUGCCCCAAAUUUGUCUGUAAUUUUCUCAUCCCCCAGCUCUUUGCUUGUCUCCAUGUCUGUUUUCUGGGGCCAGAGUCUCACCUCUGCCCUUUCUUAGCUAAUCACCUCCUGACUUGCCUUUGUUCCUUAUCUGCUGUGACCAGCAGUGUGAUCUUGGACAGUUGAAGGGUUUCAGAUGCAAGGAAACUUUACAUAACCAUCGUUAGGAAAGACCAUCAUUUCCAUUUUGGUAUUUCAGUAGUUUAGUUGCAAAUUGGAAUUAGAUGAGUGUUUCAGAUGUGAUGAAAAUGUAGAAUGAUAGUGCUCUAUAAUUUUCCUACCACUCUGUACCAAAUGCUAGGGUCUCUAGAGUUUCUGUUUCAGAUUAUUCAGUCAGAUAAAAAAGGACUUCUGCUACCUGCUUAAUCUUGGACUGGUAGAACAGAUCUUUCCAGAAGCUGUAGGAAAAUAAAGUAGAACCAUUUGGGUGAAAUAUAGCACAGAAUCUCACAAUUCUUUGAGAUACAGAAAUUGUUCAUGACUCACAUGUCAUGAUCCAGUCAAGAUUCUGGUGAGGACAGGGGCCCUUCUCACAGGAGAUAAUGCUCUGUGAGCAAGGGAAGUGGAUUCUGAGGCCUGUGGCCCGGGACCUGGGUGCUGCCCAGAGCUGGGCAAGUCCCUCACCCUCCCUGUGCCUCACUUACCUGCACGAUGGUGUGAUGGCCCUGCCCUCUCUUUCCACCUGUGCUUUGAGGAUCCAGUGAAGAGCGGGUGAUGGUGCUCCCAGUGGCAUCCUGGUGGAGGAUGCAUCCUCUCUCCUCUCCUGAGGUGUUCUUCAGUUUGGGAGCAAAUGAGAGGGCAGAAGGAGGGAGCUUAUGGGGCAGUAACUCUCUCAACUCUGUCCUCUGGUGUUGCCUUUUCACAUCGUCUCGGACGUCCCAAAGCAGUCCCACUCUGUGUCCCCGCCUCCUGUAGAAACCCCCACACUAAGCAGCCUCCUUAGGGCUGAGUAUCAUAGAGUAAUGACUCCAAACACACAUCAAUAUCCAGUCUCCUUAGGGCUGAGUGUCAUAGAGUAAUGACUCCAAACACACAUCAAAAAUGACUUUUCACUGCAAUUAUGAAGUGGAGACCUUUUCUGGGGGUGGGAGGGUGAUUGGGUUUUGGAUUGAAUUGUGGGACAAAGAUAGCAUGUGUAUUUUGAACAAAAUAAAUUUUAUAAUCUUUGCAAAAUGAGUGGCACAAAGUCAGUAUCUAAGUUUACAGGCUACACAUUAUUUAACUCAUUAAGUAGAAAAAGAAAUUUUAGCCCUUUUGAUACCUAAACAUAUCGUAAGAAGUGGAAUAUGGCGGCCUUUUUUUCUUCCUGCCUCACAAAACAAAGGGCUAUUUCUAUAAGGCAAAGUUUUGUAUAUAUGCUCUUUAUUUCAGGUUGAGAGUUGGGAAAAACUGGAGCAAAUACUGGUUUUCUUUCAUGCUUAUAAAUGUAUUUAUAUGUAUAUCCUAACAUAUUCAAGGCAGAUAAAAAAGUCUGGGAAUCAAAGUCUGGGAUAUAUUGCUUAAUUUUUCACAUGUAUAUAGAUGAGAUUAUUUAUGACAGAAAACUGGAAUCAUGUGCGUAUUUUGUCAACUGAUCAUCAGCCUUUUAGGAGUCUUCUGUGUGAGGCGUGGUGGUGUAAUUGUGAAAUUCUCACUGUGUGGGUAUAUGUGUGAAAGACAGCACUUUCUUCCUGUAAAUAUCUUUUGAUAUCCAUUUGUGUAGAAUCCCCAUGAAUGUAUCUUUGGAAAAUAUAGUGUAUCAACAUUUUCGUUUUGUCAAUUGAUCUAAAUGCCCACAUAAUGAGUCAGAAAUCCAGUUGUUUGGAUUGGGAUUGGGGGGCGGGGAGAGAAAGUAUGCAGAAGGGACUAUUAAGAAGCCUCAUGUUUUCAUGCCAUUUUAUGUCAGCAUUGCUUUACCAUUUUGAAAUGACCUGCUGUUUUCUCCCACCUACAAGAGAAUGUGCCUGCCAUUCCCUGUGCUCACUGUGGGCUGUAAGGAGAAACUCUAGCCUGUUACCCCCAACAUGGCUUAUUCCCUUGCCCUGAAUGGGGUCAGCCCUUACCUGCCAUUCAUAGUGAGAGCACCUGAGUUUGUAGCCUGAUUCCACUUGUCAGUGUGACAAGUGUCACUUUCCCUUUCUAGGUCUUUUUCUUUACAACGAGUGGGUCAGACCUGAGAAGCUCAGAUGUUCCUUGCUGUCGUAACAUUUAAUUCUACUUUUAUUUUCCUAUGGUUACUACCAGGGUGAGACAUGGAGGAUGCUAAGGGAUCACACAGAGGUUAGAUGAUGUUUCUGGUCUGUUGUAGCUCAUGCACCCCACUUUAGAAGCUGCCUUGAUAAUAGGGUCCCCACCCCAACUUCUAGUCCCACUUUCUUGGGUAGUUAAUUUCUUUGGUAAUUAUCCCAUUUUUUUCCCCUCCCACUCUUGAAACUCUCCACUUCCCAGUUGGUAAGGCAUUUUGUUAACGUCCUCCUCAAAAAUGAAAAAUUUGUUUUAAACCCAUCCUACUCUGCAAAACCUCAGACCUACCUUCAGCAAACACUGUAACCUUUCUGGGAUAUUCUCUUAUUUGGUUAUAGCUAUGAUCCUCAAGUACAUUUUUAUACACAGAAAGGAUGUCUUUUCAUCUUGGAGGCAUCGUUGUUGCCAAAUCAAAUCAUCCGUGCCAGCCAUCUGUCGGGAGAUGGCCCGUAUUGGGAGCAGGAUGGGGGAGAGGAUUAGAUAAGAUGUGAUUUUAUCCUUUACCUAAGGUCAGAAGUCCUCGGUUAUAGGAUAAGGUUCUGUACCCUUAGGCGGGUGUUUAAGAUUGCCUGUGCAGUGCCACAGAGAUUACCUGCUUAGUAAAUCAUCCUGCAAGACUUUAUUUUACAGUUUUCCACAUCUGCACUAUUCAGUGGAGCUGUCCCUGGCCACGUGUGGCUAAUGACCUCUGGAAAUGCUGCUUGUCCACACUGAGGUGCAGUGCACAGGAAAUGCACACCAGAUCUUUAAAAUAUGGAAACAAAAAAGGGAAACAUAAAAUAGUGCAUCAAUAUUUUAUAUAGAUUGUAUGCUAAAAUGAUACUUUUAGAUAUAUCAAGUAAGAAUUAUUAAAGUUUCACUUAUUCUUUUUUAUCUUUUUUUAAAUGUAGCUACCAAAAAAAUUGAAAUUAGCCCCGCUGUAUACUUUUACUGGACAGUGCUUCUCUAGACCAGGUGUUGUGGGGGAGGCAGCAAGAUGCUGUAGGUAUGGAAGGUAAUUCUGUGAAGAGUGCAGGCAGACAGAAGCAACACAAGUAUUUUCACUGGAGUCAGGAGCACUGUGAGGCACAGAAUGCCUUCCAGAAAGCAGAUUUUUCUACGUAAGAACCCAUAUAUAUAAGGCCCUAAUUAAAACCAAAAGCAAAGGAGCCCAAACCCCAUUCAUUCAGCUUUGCCUAGAAGCUGCCAACUUUGCAUUUAUUUUUCAAGCAUCUUCCAGGUGCUGAGGACGUUAGCCACAUGAAGGUGUUGGGUGGAUUUGUUUCACUUUGGGCAACAUUCUCUUGUGGUCUCCCCUCCCCAGGUAUUGUUUUGUCUAUUCAGAGCUGGGUGUGUUGAAAUACUGUGCAAAUCUCACCGCUUCUGGCCUCGGCGGGGCUGAGCCUGUGGCCUGUGCCCACCUGCCUGGAAGGUUUUGAUGUUGGCUCCUGAGUUUGUGUUUAUUUUGCACUAGUCACAGUUGUUGUUUGAAAUAUCUCACAUGUGUUGGGAGACUAUUUGCCUGUGAUGGAAAGAGAGAUGGAUGAUUUAUUGCUUCAAUUGUUUUAAAUUAAAAGCUAUUCUCACAAUC
Molecule: messenger RNA, 7590 nt
Organism: Phacochoerus africanus (Common warthog)
Lineage: Eukaryota; Metazoa; Chordata; Mammalia; Artiodactyla; Suidae
Gene: USP13
Product: ubiquitin specific peptidase 13
Exons: 21
Coding region: 167-2758 (863 amino acids)
Biological process (GO): protein deubiquitination
Molecular function (GO): cysteine-type deubiquitinase activity; zinc ion binding; protein binding
Source: RefSeq, a predicted model, not a curated record